GUUGUUGCAGGCAAACUAUUGAUGGAGAGGCACCCAUCUAUAGUUUGGACUCCAUGUGCCGCCCAUUGCAUUGACCUCAUGUUAGAGGAUAUUGGAAAACUUCCAUGGGUCAAGACAUGUGUAGAAAAGGCAAGAAAUGUGUGCAAAUUUGUAUAUAAUCAUUCAUGGGUGUUGGCUCUUAUGAGACAAUACACAGAGCAUAAGGAGUUAGCUCGUCCAGGAAUCACAAGAUUUGCCACAAACUUCAUCACAUUGCAGUCCAUGCUUCGUUGUAAGAUGGCCUUGAGACGUAUGAUUGUUGGUGAGGAGUGGUCUUCCUCAUCCUAUGCUGCCACCCCAGCAGGAAAAGAUAUGGCAGACUGCAUUUUUGAUGAGCGAGGCUUUUGGAGCCCUUGUGAUGAGAUAGUGAAGUUUGUUAAGCCCUUGGUGGUUUUGUUGCGAGUUGCGGAUGGAGAAAAGCCCGCAAUGGGCUACAUAUAUGAGGGCGUGGAUAGGGCGAAAGAGGGCAUCAAAUCUAUCUAUGCAGGAGAUGAGAGCAACUAUGGCCCAUCCAUGCAGCAGCCUAUUAUUUGA
This is a messenger RNA of Cryptomeria japonica (Japanese cedar), 573 nucleotides long. RefSeq lists its product as uncharacterized. Lineage: Eukaryota; Viridiplantae; Streptophyta; Pinopsida; Cupressales; Cupressaceae. The coding region runs from base 22 to 573 and encodes 183 amino acids. The record is from RefSeq and is a predicted model, not a curated record. The transcript is spliced from 3 exons.